Molecule: messenger RNA, 1010 nt
Organism: Penicillium subrubescens
Lineage: Eukaryota; Fungi; Ascomycota; Eurotiomycetes; Eurotiales; Aspergillaceae
Gene: rps23
Product: 40S ribosomal protein uS12
Exons: 3
Coding region: 112-549 (145 amino acids)
Biological process (GO): translation
Cellular component (GO): cytosolic small ribosomal subunit; ribosome
Molecular function (GO): structural constituent of ribosome
Source: RefSeq, a predicted model, not a curated record
CAAGCGAGUGCGCCGGCGUUCAAGGGUAAUCCGAAACCUUCGACUUUUCGACACCCCACGACGCUCACCCUUUCGACAACACCCAUUCUCAGUCGACAAGAAUAAUCCAAGAUGGGUAAAGGAAAGCCCCGUGGUCUCAACGCCGCCCGCAAGCUCGAGGCGCACCGCAAGGAGCAGCGCUGGGCCGAUCUCCACUUCAAGAAGCGCCUCCUCGGAACUGCCUUCAAGUCCUCUCCCUUCGGUGGUGCUUCCCACGCCAAGGGUAUCGUCCUGGAGAAGGUCGGUGUUGAGGCCAAGCAGCCCAACUCCGCUAUCCGCAAGUGUGUCAAGGUCCAGCUCAUCAAGAACGGCAAGAAGGUCGCUGCUUUCGUCCCCAAUGACGGUUGCUUGAACUUCAUCGACGAGAACGACGAGGUUCUCCUGGCCGGUUUCGGUCGUAAGGGCAAGGCCAAGGGUGAUAUUCCCGGUGUCCGUUUCAAGGUCGUCAAGGUCUCCGGUGUCGGUCUCGCCGCUCUGUGGAAGGAGAAGAAGGAGAAGCCUCGCUCUUAAACGGAGAGCUCCAUCAAAAGCAAAAUGUGGUGGAUGGGGAAGGGGAAAUGGAGUCUUGCGGGGUCGGUGCCGGACAGAAAGCCCGUCUUCAUCAGCGCCGGGAUUUCAUGAGAACUUUUUUUUGGGAAUAACUAUCCCGGGCGGGCUUUCGUCUGGAUUCAUGUGUGCGAAUUAACACGAUUUGAGAUACAAUUCCAAAAAGAUGGCGCUAUGAUCUUUUCUUACCUGAGGGCUAUAUAUGGCCUGCUUUGAGCUUCGUGAUUCGAACCACACGUAGAAUUCCGGUUCGAAGUGUAUACGUGAACUCGGUUGUAUCUUAAAAGGCUUCGGCCUCUUGCGCAGGCCAGCUCAGAACCCUGCCUGACUCGCUUCGCCCAACAAGGCUGUCUAUGCAUCCUUAUUCCUACCUCGACCUGCGCUACAUUGGACUCGGAUGUUUAGUUUCAGAUCAUACGUUUGAC